AACUGCAGGGAAUAUAUCAUAUGUAUAUGUAUAAGAUAAGGUUUUUUUAAAUUGUAGCAGCGUGUUUGCCCACAAUAAUCUCCACCUGCACAGCUCUUGCAGAAGGUUUCCACCGUGGCACGUGCUGCUCACGGAAGUGUUGGCUCUGAUGUAACCGAUGCGGCAAGUCGCUGCCUUCAAGGGUCGGUCACUUGGUAGAUGCCUCUGCACUCGUAUAAAGAUACAGAGCACCGAUCGAGACCAGGUGGUGGCCACGAUCAGUGACGAUGAUGCUGCUGAUCCUCUUCUUGAGGCAAGGAUAUUUCUAAGCUUGUCAAAUGCGCUUAAAUGGGGCUUAUCAAAGCUCACCGAAAUGCCUUUUGAACGGUUAUUGCUGACCCUGCCACCUUCUAACUCUAUCAAAGGUCUCGCUAUUGAUGCGAAAUCUUUGAUGAAGCAUCAUGCACGGCAUCACUUUCAUAGUCCGUUUUUUCUUCACCGUCGAUGUCAUCUACCUCAUCACUAGCAAUCUGAUUAUAAUAAUCCUCGGUUUGACCACCCUUAUCUUCUUCAAACAGAUGAUUAACUAACUAAGUCAGCAACCUUUGAGAGUUCAUAGGUCUCUUGUGUGUAAUCUGCUGCUGUGCAUCGAGUGCCUGCUGUGCGGAAGAACCCUGAGAGCGCUGAAGUUUGUAGAUUGAUGGACGUCAUUCUCCUCUAAUGGUAUAUUAUCAACAACGGUUCGUUAACCUUGAUCCCUGGUAAAAUAUAGAUUUUUCCAUCUAUAUUUAUUUUUAAGUAUCUGUUCGGGGUUGGAAGUUAUUAGAUUUGGAUUAUAAAAAUCGUAAAACGUUCAUGUCUAUUCACUUGGACCUAGCUUAACAAAGGGGAUACGUUCCUAGCAAUCCUCGUGUUAGGCGAAACAUGGACUCAGUACAAAAUAAGGAUACAGGCAUUUAUUGUCCUGUGCUUGUUUAGGUGCCAAUAUCAGUAAACGACAGUUUUCUAAAUUAACCCAUAAAUACUGAUUAAGCUGCGAGCUAUUUUCCAUUGACAAAAAUAUAAACAGGUCGCUAGCGGAAAAAUUUUAUUCUGUGUAGUAACAAAGUUUUCAAAGUUCACCGAAAUGCUGGUACCAUGGUCAAACUGUUAAUCAAUUGGGUUUUUGGACAAACUGCAAAAUAUAAAUAAAAUGCUUAUCUUAAGAGAAUAUCUCAAAAAUGUAAUGCAGGAUAUUCUCAACUACCUUCAAAGGCCAAGUCUAUCGGUGUACAUACAUGGAUUAAUAUCCAAGCACAGGCCGAUUAAUAAUUUUUUUAUGUUACCUUUAAUUUAGUUUAAUCAUAAGUGUAAAAGCUCUUUAAAGGUAUAAAGAUGGGCCUUUUUAUUGCCCUUGUUUAUGGGCGACCGAUUUUGUUUACUUAAAUAUAUAUACUCUGAAGUGCACAGAAUACAAAUAUUAUGUUGUCAAAAAAAAAGUUUUGCGGUAUUUUCGCUAGUUGGCGCUGAAAGCGCGUAGUUCUUGUUUUAUUCGUCGCAUACUAUACCUUUUAAGAAAGCUCAUUUCACGCGCUAACACGUGUUUGAUUGAUUGUCUUUUCUUUUAAGUCGUUCGUUAGUUAUAGCGUCGCAAUCAUGGAGCAAAAUAAAGAGAAAAUACGGCAUAUUUUACAGUACUACUACGAUAAAGGCAAAAAUGCAUCUCAAGCCGCCAAUAAAAUUUGUGCAGUUUAUAGACCCGAUACUGUUUCCAUUUCCACCGCACAACGAUUUCGUUCUGGUGCAGAGGUGGUUGAAGAUGCGCCACGCUCCGGAAGGCCUGUCGUCGAAAAUUGCGAUAAAAUCGCUGAAUUGGUCGAAAGAGACCGGCAUAGUAGAAGCCGUAGUAUCGGUCAAGAGCUGGACAUGAGUCAUCAAACCGUUAUUAACCAUUUGAAGAAGCUUGGAGUCACUAAGAAGCUCGAUGUAUGGGUGCCACACGAAUUGACUCGAAAAAACAUCUUUGACCGUAUCGACGCAUGCGAAUCGCUUCUAAAUCGCAACAAAAUCGACCCGUUUUUGAAGAGUAUGGUGACUGGCGAUGAAAAGUGGGUCACUUACGAUAACGUAAGGCGCAAAACGGUCGUGGUAGAAAGGGGUGAAGCGGCCCAGAUGGUGGCCAAGCCUGGAUUGACGGACAGGAAGGUUCUUCUAUGUGUUUGGUGGGAUUGGCAGGGAAUAAUCCACUAUGAGCUGCUCCCCUAUGGCCAAACGCUCAAUUCGGACCUCUACUGCCAACAACUGGACCGCUUGAAGACAGCACUCAUGCAGAAGAGGCCAUCUUUGAUCAACAGAGGCCGAAUUGCCUUCCACCAGGACAACGCCAGGCCACACACAUCUUUAGUGACGCGCCAGAAGCUCCGGGAGCUCGGAUGGGAGGUUCUUGUGCAUCCACCGUACAGUCCGGAUCUCGCACCAAGUGAUUACCACCUGUUUCUGUCCAUGGCGAACGCGCUUGGUAGUCUGAAGUUUGCCACAAGAGAGUCCUGUGAAAAUUAGCUCUCCUGGUUUUUUGCCAAUAGGGAAGCGAGUUUCUAUGAGAGGGGCAUUAUGAAGUUGGCAUCUCGUUGGGAACGCGUCAUCGAACAAAACGGCGCAUAUUUGACUUGAAUCGCAUUAUUGUAACCAAUUUUAUGAACAAUUGAAAAUUCAAUAAAAAUACCGCAAGACUUUUUUGACAACCUAAUACUAUUUUCGCUUUUCGUUUUUCGUCUUUAAUUUUCAUCUGCACUUCGUGUUAUUUAGUCUACCACAAUAAUUCAAGAACCGGGUUUAGUUCUCAAAGAGUGAAUUGGUAUAAUUUAUAUGUUGCAAAAUGUGAAAAAGGUAGAAUGACGCACUUUCGACCUCAUAAAAUUGAAUUAUUCUUAAUCAAGAUCAUCAACGAGUCGAUUUAUUUUUAACAGCAUAACACAUUCUACAGUUCAAACUUUAUCGAACCCAAUAUAUUAAUCAAAUCAGAAUGACUUAUAUGAAAUUUUAUCACCGUAUAAGAAUUUUACUAACACAGCUCUGUCAUUUCCAGAAGUAAAACUUCCAUGUUUUUGGUUAAACCCAUUAUUUUUAUAGUCGACAAGAUAAAGGAUGAUUUUUAUACCCUUUCAGAGCAAAGCGUAUUAUAAUUUCAGUCAGAAGCUUGCAACGCAGUGAAGGAGACUCCUCAGACCCCAUAAAGUAUAGGGGAGAGUGGGGAUAGGUGAACCACUUUUUUUGUUGAACAUUAUUAUGUCAACAACAAUUCGACGUUAGGGUCUGCUGUUUAUAGGAAUCUAAAAGAGCAUUCAUUCCUUUGCAUUUAAAGUAUUUUGUGAAAAUAAUAUGUCACGUUUUUUUAACUUUAUGAGCAUUUUAAAUUUUUGUCUCGAAUAAACCAUUGUCGUCUACUUGAACCACCCCACAAACAUAGUUGAACCACCUUUCAGACUAAUGGAAUAUUUUGAAAUGCAUGAGAUAUACGUGAAAAUAACAUAAUUUGCGUCUAUUUAAGUUAACAAAAGAUUUUUUAGAGUUCAAUGCAAUGAAUUGGAACGAUCAACUGUCAAUGACAACAGACGUGUUUUUAUAUCGCUCCGCCGAGUAACUAAAAAUACAUCGGAAAUAUCAGAUUUCUAUUUCGCAAAAUUCGCUCAGGGUACGCGUGGGUACUUAUGUUGCCUAUAUCUAAUUGCUAAUAUAAGUGAUAUAA
Drosophila ficusphila is the source of this 3703-nucleotide messenger RNA. Its product is annotated as histone-lysine N-methyltransferase SETMAR-like. NCBI's taxonomy places the organism in Eukaryota, Metazoa, Arthropoda, Insecta, Diptera, Drosophilidae. The record is from RefSeq and is a predicted model, not a curated record. The transcript has 2 exons. Gene Ontology annotation, molecular function: nucleic acid binding. The coding region runs from base 1615 to 2517 and encodes 300 amino acids.